AUGUUUCUCCUUUGCGAUCGUAUCACGUAUGGAGGUAGCUGGCCAGUAGUGCACAAGACGUCGUCAAAUACACGAAGCCAGCUAUCGUCUCGACGGAAACGUUCACAGCGAAUGCUUCUCGCUGAUGAUUGGUGGGGAUGGGCAAAAUGGCUGACGGUGAGCACAAUCAUAAUCGGCAGCAUCUCGUAUAUGGGAUAUUUGGUGACACCAGAUUGGCGUGAGAUUGUCGACAGCAAACAUUAUUACUCGAAUUGGAAGAUUCGUACGUACUUAUCCUUACCAUUUAAUGCGGCUUCCCGCUUGGUUGGAGGUAUAGCGAAUCGGGAGAUUCCCGUAUGGUUACGAGAACCGCUACUCGGAUUCUUUGCACGUAUGUAUGACUGUCGAAUGGAUGAGGCUGUUAUGCCGGAUUUUCGGGUAUCACCAGCGGACGGAGUGGUAUUACAUUAUGGCAAGGUAGAGGAUGGAAAGAUUGAAUAUGUGAAAGGUCAUGACUAUGAGGUAGCAUCGUUCCUCGGUGAUGUCGAGAUGACGCAGAGGGACGAACUCGAUCUUUAUCAAGUGGUCAUAUACCUUGCACCGGGUAACUAUCAUGCUUUCCACUCACCUACG
Cooperia oncophora is the source of this 612-nucleotide messenger RNA. Lineage: Eukaryota; Metazoa; Nematoda; Chromadorea; Rhabditida; Trichostrongylidae. The record is from the annotation of a GenBank genome assembly.